Molecule: messenger RNA, 627 nt
Organism: Drosophila ananassae
Lineage: Eukaryota; Metazoa; Arthropoda; Insecta; Diptera; Drosophilidae
Exons: 1
Coding region: 1-627 (208 amino acids)
Molecular function (GO): nucleic acid binding
Source: RefSeq, a predicted model, not a curated record
AUGCAAACUCUUCUGAAGUCAGACGAACACAACAACACCGUGCUGAAGGCCCUGGCAGACGAAGGAAUCAACUGGAAUUUCAUUCCCCCCCAUGCACCACACUGGGGUGGCAAAUGGGAAUCAGCUGUGCGCUCUGUCAAACUGCAUCUUCAUAGAGUCAUUGGCAAGAAUGUCCUCACCUUUGAGAAAAUGCACACACUUCUCGCCCAAAUAGAAGCUGUGGUCAACUCACGUCCACUAUUCUCAACUUCGGACACUGAGGUCAACUAUCUGUCGCCAGCACACUUCCUCAUUGGUCGUCCCUACACGACAGUACCAGAAGGCGAUCUAUCAACUGUACCAAUCAACCGUUUGGAUUAUUGGCAACAGACUCAAGCUAUGCUGCAAGGCUUCUGGAAACAAUGGCACAUGGAAUAUCUUACAUCCCUCCAGCAUCGGCCAAAGUGGAUGAACAAAUCGGUCAACAUGGCCAAAGAUGACAUCGUGCUCCUUAAGGAUUCUCACACCCCGCCAGCAGCAUGGGAGCAGCUCUCGGAAGAGUCAUCGAAACGUAUCCAGGGAAGGAUGGAAUGGUCCGCGCUGUACGACUUAGGACUCCAACUGGAGAAACCACCCGUCCAAUUGUGA